AUUUGACCACGGUUGAAAGCAUUUUCCACUAGAAGUUGUAGCGCCGUUCUUUCACAAGUGUUCUUCAGCCAUCUGCCAUCAGGGUGCGAUCUAAAAUCAAAGAACACAUAUAAAAAAAUGGGAGUAACCGUAGAGACUAAAACACCUGGAGACGGUACCAACCCUCCCAAAGGAUCAAAAGUACAGGUUCAUUACACAGGAACAUUAGAAAAUGGCAAGAAAUUUGAUUCCUCUCGUGAUCGUGGAAAGCCAUUCGAGUUUGUCCUUGGCUCAGGUCAAGUGAUUAAAGGUUGGGACGAAGGUGUAGCUAAGAUGUCCAAAGGGGAACGUGCUAUCUUAACAUGCUCACAUGACUAUGCUUAUGGAGAGAAAGGCUAUCCUGGUGUGAUUCCACCAAAAGCCACUUUAAUUUUUGAUGUUGAAUUGCUCGGAUUUUCUUAAUCUUCCUGCUUUAGUAAUUUAUGUCGAUUUUUUAUUUAUGGCAAACACAGACUAGAAAUUAUUCAUACAUUUUCACAUUUCAUUUUUAUAUAAAGAAAAUCACAAAUA
Messenger RNA from Hydractinia symbiolongicarpus, 549 nucleotides. RefSeq lists its product as uncharacterized. The coding region runs from base 118 to 441 and encodes 107 amino acids. The transcript is spliced from 3 exons. NCBI's taxonomy places the organism in Eukaryota, Metazoa, Cnidaria, Hydrozoa, Anthoathecata, Hydractiniidae. Gene Ontology annotation, molecular function: peptidyl-prolyl cis-trans isomerase activity. The record is from RefSeq and is a predicted model, not a curated record.